Penicillium longicatenatum is the source of this 1491-nucleotide messenger RNA. Its product is annotated as allantoate permease family MFS transporter. Gene Ontology annotation, molecular function: transmembrane transporter activity. The record is from RefSeq and is a predicted model, not a curated record. Gene Ontology annotation, cellular component: membrane. Gene Ontology annotation, biological process: transmembrane transport. Bases 1 to 1491 code for a protein of 496 amino acids. The transcript has 6 exons. NCBI's taxonomy places the organism in Eukaryota, Fungi, Ascomycota, Eurotiomycetes, Eurotiales, Aspergillaceae.
AUGGCUUCUAUCAGCGAAAAAAAGGAAGUCGAUACCACUGCUCCUGAAGCAAAGGAUGUCACUACCUCGCCUUCAUGCAGUAGUGUUGCAGAGGCUGUGGCUAUCAACGAAAAGUCGUUACUUCGCAAAUUAGACUAUCGGCUGUUACCACCUCUCACACUACUAUACUUACUAUCAUUUCUAGAUCGAAGCAAUGUCGGAAAUGCAAAACUGGAAGGAAUGACCACCGACAUCAAAAUGACUGGAGACCAAUACCUAACCGGUCUCACCUUGUACUUUGUCGGCUACGUCCUCUUUGAAAUCCCAUGCAAUAUCAUCCUCAAAAAAGCCUCACCGCGAACAUGGCUUCCGACCCUAACAUUGAUCUGGGGAAUUGUCGCCACUUUGUUGGGUGUUGUCCAAAACUACCCCGGGUACCUUUCCUCCAGGUUCUUCCUCGGUGUUGCAGAAAGUGGAUUAUUCCCUGGUGUAGUGUACUAUAUCUCGAUGUGGUAUAAGCGGAAUGAGCAACAUUAUCGCGUUAGUCUGUUCUUCAGUGCGGCGAGUCUGGCGGGCGCUUUUGGUGGUAUUCUUGCUUGGGGAAUCGCACAUAUGAGUGGUGUAGGGGGUUAUAGUGGAUGGCGAUGGAUAUUCAUUCUGGAGGGACUGGUCACUGUCAUCGCCUCUGUGAUCGCUUACUUCUGGGUAUACAACUACCCAUCGACGGCUGAAUUUCUAUCGCCUGAAGAAAGAGAAUUCAUUCAGUUCCGCUUGAAGAAUGAUAACGAUGCGACGCGAGAUGAGAGCUUCACCUGGUCUGCGGUGCUGGAUGCAUUCAAGGAUCCAAAAGUCUGGCUCUACUGUCUAGGAUUCCACACCAUGUCGCUACCGCUAUACACACUGUCCCUAUUUCUACCAACUAUUAUCAAAGAGCUUGGAUACUCCUCGGCUCAAGCACAGCUACUUUCCGUCCCUCCAUAUGCCGUAGCAUUCGUUUUUACACUAGGUGUCGCCGUCGCUUCGGAAAAGCUUCGCGUCCGUGCGCCCUUUAUCAUGGGCACAUCGGCCCUCGCCUGCAUCGGCUACAUUCUUCUGCUAUCCGACCACAGAGCUGGCGUAUCCUAUGUGGGUACUAUCUUCGCUGCAGCGGGAAUUUAUCCGUCAGUUGCUAUCGUGCUAUCUUGGCCUGCGAACAAUGUUUCUGGGCAGACGAAGCGGUGCAUUGCAAAUGCGUUACAGAUCAGUGUUGGGAAUAUCGGUGCAGUUAUUGGGACGCAGUUGUACCGCACUGAAGAUAGCCCACGGUAUUUCCUUGGACAUGGCUUUGCGCUGGGAUACCUAGUUGCUAAUGUCAUUGUUGUUGGGAUUUUGUGGGUUGUGUUACGGCGGGAGAAUGCUGGGAAGGUUCAGGAAAUGGACGCCAAGGGGUUGAAGCCGUUUGGCAAAGAUAUCGGAGAUGGGGAGGGUGAGUUCUUGGGUGAUCAGGAUCCCCGAUGGGUGUUCCAAACAUAA